Molecule: messenger RNA, 1995 nt
Organism: Sphaerodactylus townsendi
Lineage: Eukaryota; Metazoa; Chordata; Lepidosauria; Squamata; Sphaerodactylidae
Gene: B4GALNT2
Product: beta-1,4-N-acetyl-galactosaminyltransferase 2
Exons: 11
Coding region: 554-1648 (364 amino acids)
Biological process (GO): UDP-N-acetylglucosamine metabolic process; UDP-N-acetylgalactosamine metabolic process
Source: RefSeq, a predicted model, not a curated record
AAGGAUGGGAUGGAGAGGGUGAAGUUCACAAUCCAUUCACUCUUUGCUUGCUCUGCUCUGCUCUGCUGGGAGUUUUCUAAGAAUGCAGGGGGACUGUUUCUGUGUGCUCUUGAGGUUACAGAGCUAUAGGUUCGUCUGCCUAAUUUUCUUGAGCUCGGCUGUUGUGUUUUAUGUGUACCUACGCAAAGGCACACAAGUCAGAGAUGAAAGGGAACGGGAGAUCUCCUCAGCACCAGAACGGACGACUACAACAGUGGAAGCUGAGCUGCCGUUGAAGCUUUUGUCUGAGGAAAAAUAUAAGUCCCUGUUCCGAUUUGAUGGAAUCUGGCUUGGACCCAAAAAGAGUUAAUGAAUAUUCUAACAAACAAAGGACCAAUGACAGUCCUAUCAGUUAGUUGGCUAUAUCGCUAGAGAUCAAAUUACCCUCUGUCACAAGAAACGACGAGAAAGAGGUGUUGAAGAGUAUCAGAGAAGAUAUCCCGCCUUGAAAAAAGACGCAGUUAUUGCUGCACCAAACACACCUUUAAGCUACCCCAUUUAUGGCGCUGAGGUGAUGCCGUUGCACACCAUAGUAAUUCCAGGGCUUGGUUUCCACGGAGAAAGGACAGAAAAACUCCAGGUGAUUCUACGAGCCUCCUUUGGUACUUUGAACAUGCUCGCUGAUAUAUCAAAAGACGUGGUGCAAGGACAAGGGGGAAAAGAGCUAACCAUCUCCACCUCCAGUGUGAAGCUACUAAAUCACAUACUGGAACAUGUCACAUACACCAGCACUGUAUUUCUAGUCAAUGCUGUAGACAUGGUGAGCUUUGAAAUGGGGUCAUACUGUGUUAAGUUUCCUGUGACCAUCCGACUGCUUCCUCUUCCCAUUCUCUUUGACCCAGGACCAGAUAACAGCAUCCGGAAUCUUGUGACCGUAACCACCAAGACUUUCUUGCGGUACCACAAGCUGCGGAUCCUCCUUAAAAGCCUAAGACAGUUUUACCCGGACGUCAAGGUGAUUGUGGCAGAUGACAGCGAGCAUCCAGAGAAGAUCGAAGAGCCGAAUGUCGAGCAGUACAUCAUGCCCUUUGGAAAGGGUUGGUUUGCAGGGAGGAACCUCGCUAUAUCUCAGGUGACAACCAAAUACUACCUCUGGGUGGACGAUGAUUUCCUGUUCACUGAAAACACCAAGCUUGAGAAACUGGUCAACGUAUUGGAGAACACCAAUUUGGACAUGGUUGGAGGCAGUGUGAAUGGGAAUGACUUCAAGUUUAAGAUUUUCUAUGAGGAAGGAGAAGACGGCAGCUGUCUACAUAUCAGAAAUGGUUACUAUCAUCCCUUGGAAGGCUUUCCCAACUGCGUGGUCACCAGCGGAGUGGUCAACUUCUUCCUUGCCCGUACAGAGGAAAGCAGGCGUGUUGGUUUUGACCCAAAGCUGCAGAGGGUGGCCCACUCAGAGUUUUUUAUGGAUGGACUAGGAAACCUACAGAUUGGUUCCUGCAAUGAUGUUACUAUAGCUCAUCAGAGCCGGGACCCUGCCUCUGACCCUCAGUUGGCUGCUGUGGAGGAGAAUUACAGCAAAUUCCGAAUCAAUACGCAGGAACAGAUCCGGUUUAAAUUGUCUCUACACUACUUUAAAAACAGGUUAAAAUGCUUCACGAAGGCAUGAUAAGCACCAUGCAGCUCAGUUGCUCCUGAGUCUGUAGAGGUAAUGUGGGUCAAUGGGUCAAGAUGACAGGUCCAGUGAAUCUUCGCUAAUUUAGAUGUUGGGGGUCUGCAUAAGAACAUGGGCUGAGAAAUCUCUUUGGCUCUUGGCAGUGGGGCUCAUGGCGGAAAACCUUGCAGUGACUUUACGCCCUUAACUGGAGUUCGUAAAAUUAACCCAAUUAGGAAGGGGAAAACAGGAGAAGGCGACACCCAAGCCCAGAAGCAAAUUGAAGACCAACAACAUUUCUAGGUUAGGAGAAGAGGAGUUUGGAUUUAUAUCCCCACUUUCUCUCCUGUAAGGAGACUCAA